AUGUAUCUGCGCCUCUGGACGCAUGUACUCAACCUUGUUGCCUGUGUGGUUGUUAUCGUCGCCGCGGACACCGAGUUUGAUUUCAACUCCGACGCCGACGUCUACGACAGCCACCUUACAUCUGACGAUCAACAGGUGUUUAUCGGGCUCUGUCCUGAUUACACGAGCUAUGCUCGCCACAAACAUAAGCCUUUGAGCGAAGGCCCUCUAGAACUUCCUUAUCAACGACCGCACCCUCUCUGUCGCAAGUUCUCGUCUCCAGCGGUGGAACAGGUUAUAGAAGAUUUAUACCCGCGACUGAAGGAUCCAGACCUGGCACAGAUCUUCCGCAACGCAUUUCCCAAUACAUUGGAUACCACUGUACUGUGGCACGUCGAUGGAGUCCAGAAACAUGCAGAGAAGUCGCGCUUGUUCCGGGACCGGGGCAAAUGGGAGGGCGCCCAGUCCUUCAUCGUGACGGGCGAUAUCAACGCUGAAUGGCUUCGUGACUCGACGAACCAACUUGCGCAGUACCAACAGCUCGCGAAUUCUGCAGAAGAUAUCUCGAGUCUACUCCUCGGUGCCAUCAACACGCAGGCCGAGUUCGUCAUCGCAUCGCCCUACUGCAACGCCUUCCAACCUCCUUAUCCGUCCCGUCUCCAGCCCGUUCACUCAGGCCAAGAAGACUCCGUUCAUCCCGCGUACGAACCCAGUGUAGUCUUUGAGUGCAAAUACGAACUCGACAGCCUGGCGGCUUUCCUGUCGCUCACGAACCAAUAUCACACCUCCACCAAUUCCACCGCGUUCCUUACGCCCCGAUGGUACAAAGCCCUCGGUCAGGUCCUCGAAGUAUUAGACGAUCAGUCGCGCCCCACGUUUGACCCUGGCACGGGCGCAUAUGAGAAGAAUGAAUACACGUUCUCGCGCCCGACGCGCCUGGGAACUGAGACACUCAACCUCGAAGGAACAGGGAACCCUCUAGCACAAGGCACGGGCCUCAUCAGAUCAGCAUUCCGCCCUUCUGACGAUGCUACGACUUUUGGCUUCCUCAUCCCGGCAAACGCAAUGAUGUCGGUCGAAUUAUCUCGCACCGCGGCACUACUCCGGGCUGCGUCCUCCACAGCCUCCGCCAAGGAAUCGGCCUGGAUGGUCCAAGUCUCCGAGAAUCUCGAGCGCCGAUCCAAUAUCAUCAAAGAUGGGAUCUACAAGCACGCCGUGGUGUCUCACCCGGAGUUUGGGCAGGUGUUUGCCUACGAAGUCGACGGAUACGGAGGCCGCCUGCUCAUGGAUGACGCCAACAUUCCGUCCCUGCUUGCUCUUCCGCUCCUCGGAUUCGUCGACAAGGAUGACGAGAUCUACCAGAACACAAGACGCAUGAUCCUCACCCAACGAGGAAAUCCAUACUUUCUAGUCGGCGACAAGUUCUCAGGCAUCGGCGGUCCGCACAUUGGCCUUCGAAACGCGUGGCCGAUGAGCGUGCUCGUGCAGGCGAUGACGAGCACCGACGACGCCGAGAUAAGCGAGUGCGUCGACCGCGUCAAGAACGUGAGCAUCUUUGGCCUAAUCAACGAGUCCGUUGACGUGCAACGGGGGGUAUGGCCUGGCGGAGACGGGAUGACCAGGAGUUGGUUCGCGUGGGCCAAUAGCGUUUUCGCACAGACGGUGCUAUGGCUUGCGGAGCAUAAGCCCCAUUUGGUCAUGAAGGCAGAAGAAGACGGGUCGUUCAAGAGUUAUCGAGUUGGUCUGGGGUUCGCAGCAUCGAACCAGUGA
Molecule: messenger RNA, 1749 nt
Organism: Exophiala spinifera
Lineage: Eukaryota; Fungi; Ascomycota; Eurotiomycetes; Chaetothyriales; Herpotrichiellaceae
Exons: 2
Coding region: 1-1749 (582 amino acids)
Biological process (GO): carbohydrate metabolic process
Source: RefSeq, a predicted model, not a curated record